AGGUCUGGGGGAGGGUCCUGCUGGCUCUGGUGUCUGCGUGUCACCAGGACGUCCUUUUCUCUCUCUGGGUCUGUCCCCGUGGCUGCAGCCCAGCCAGGAGGGAGGGCAUGGCCCCAAGGCCUCGGAGCCCCCUCGGCUUCCGCACAGCCCAGUUGUGCCGUUUCGGUAACGGUGGGCUCCGGCCAGGCUUGCUCUGCCCGGGGGAGCAGACUCUUCCCAAGGCCCCUGGCCUGCCUCCCGGGGAUCGCCCCUGGGGCCGGGCCUGGGGACGCCCGCACGUCGGGGACCGGCCUCUCCCGGCCCCUGCCCGGCUCUCACCUCGCCGCUCCGCUCCAUCCGCCAACCGCGCCCGGCGCCGUCCCGCUGGAGUUCAACUGCCAGGCCCCUCGUGCACAGACGAAGGUGUGGCUGUGGUGCCUCAGGCCCCCUGGUCUCCUUGGGAAUGAAAGUCACUGCCGUUCUCAUCAUCUUCAUCUCCUGCUUGGCGGCCCCCACCCACAGCAGCUUCUGGCAGUUUCAGAGGAUGGUCAAACACGUCACAGGGCGGAGCGCCUUCUUCUCCUAUUACGGAUACGGCUGCUACUGUGGGCUUGGGGGCAAAGGGAUCCCUGUGGACGACACUGACAGAUGCUGCCGGGCGCACGACUGCUGCUACGAGAAGCUGAAGGAGCUCGGCUGCCAGCCUGUGCUGAACGGCUACCAGUUCCACAUGGUCAACGGGACAGUGGUCUGCGGAUGCGCCCUCGGUCCAGGUGUCAGCUGCCUCUGCGGACUGAAGGCCUGCGAGUGUGACAAGCGCUCUGUGCACUGCUUCAGAGAGAGCCUGCCCACCUACAAGAAAAACUUCAAGCAGUUCUCCGGCCGGCCCCGGUGUGGCAGGCGUAAACCCCGCUGCUAGGGAGGCCGCAGAGUCUCCCUCGUCAUUCUGCACCUGCUCUGGUGUCACACCUCCAGGAAGCCUUCCCAGACCACCCCCGGCAGACUCCAGUUCUUCCCCAGGAGGGUGAACGAAAGGUCCCCCCCGAGGGCAGCUCGCCCUUCAGCAUUCUGGCUUUGGGGACUCCUUGUCAUUGGGCAUCUGAGAACAGGAGAACAGAAGUGGGAAGAAGGAGCUUCAUUCUAGGGCAGGAGGGGGGCUGCAAACAUAUGUGUGUGUAUAAAUACAUAGAUAAGUGACACAUUCAGACAGUAGUAAGUGCUAUAAAGCGAUAGAACAAAGGGACAGGGUAGAGAGAACUCACAGCCCCCAUCCCAGGAAGUUUCCAGGAGGGGAGAGGCCCUGGGUUCUACCCCAAACUCUCCCUCCACCCCCACCCCAAAUCAGGAUGCAGGGCAGACCUGGGGACCAGGCCCACACUCAGCCCUAGCUGGGAACAAAGGCCCCAGAAAACAAGGUCUUGGCACCCACGACAAGGACCCGAGGGGCACAGCUGACGUGUGCUUCUCAUUUGCUCCAGUUCUGCCCUCGGGUGGGAACGAACUGGUGCCAUUUUCACGUCUCAGGAGGCAGAGCGCUAUGGAACAUUAGCACCCUGCCACUGCUGUGUGAAUGUCACAGCCAGGAGGAUGUCAGAGAAGUGGAGGAAGAGGGCAUGGGCGAGGGAAUCAGAGGCAUCCAAGAUUUCCACCCAAAUUUAGCAGCCUCUGGUUCUAUCAGAUUUGAAUUCUGAUAAAUAUUAAAGUGAUCUAAUUGGGUGGAUCCUGAUGGUCACAUGCCCAGCUGGCACGGCAGAUUGCGGAAAUGGCCACCCUCAUUCUCACCUCCUGUGUCCGCACCUCUUAGGACAAGAGGCUCAGCUUUUCCCACCAAGAGGGACAGUCUGUUUCCCCAGCCCUGGAACCUGACCUGGCCUUGUGACUGACUUUGGUUGAUGGAACACAGUGGAAGCGGUGGUCUACCGGUUCCGAGCCUAGGCCUCAAGAGGUCUAGGGCACUUCUACUCUCUCUCCGGACACCUGCCUCCACCGUGAGAAAAGGGCUCACCUGCUGGAGGAUGAGUGCCCACCUGGAUCGGAGUCAGCCACUCGGCUGUCUCAGCUCAGGCCUCAGACUCGUGAGCGAGCUUGGGGGGAUCCGCCCAUAGCUGACCACAGACACGUGGGGGAGCCUCGCUGAGCCCAAAACACCUGCCCAGCUGAGCCCAAAACACCUGCCCGGCUGAGCCUGGGCUAAACUGCCAACACGCAGAACUGCAAGCUAAGUAAAGGCUACUGUUUUAAGUC
Lemur catta (Ring-tailed lemur) is the source of this 2223-nucleotide messenger RNA. It is a transcript of the gene PLA2G2C, whose product is annotated as phospholipase A2 group IIC. Gene Ontology annotation, molecular function: signaling receptor binding; phospholipid binding; calcium ion binding. Bases 443 to 898 code for a protein of 151 amino acids. NCBI's taxonomy places the organism in Eukaryota, Metazoa, Chordata, Mammalia, Primates, Lemuridae. Gene Ontology annotation, biological process: phospholipid metabolic process; positive regulation of fibroblast proliferation; lipid catabolic process. The transcript has 5 exons. The record is from RefSeq and is a predicted model, not a curated record.